AUGGAAGACCAGCUCUGGUGUGAUAACGUGGGGUGCUGCAAUCAAUACCAAGAAAGCCCCCAGAAUGCCGAGGACUUCCUGCUCCUGCUGGGCCUCAUCAUUCUUGUCAACAUUGGGAUCAACAUGGCAAUUGUGAUGUGGCAUUGGCUCCAGGAUGCCUUAGACAAGAUGGUCUGUUGAAUUUGUCAGAAAAAUGACAACCUGCAGACUCGACAAGCCUCCAUUAAGGGUCAGAGCCAGGCCCCAGUCAGGGAUGUCCAUAUCCACUGUGCUCUGGACCCCGUAGAGGUGAACAUGGCCCAGCCCACGUCCUACUCUUCUUCCUCCUGCCACCGUUUCCACAACUGCUGUGGCUGCCGCUGCCGCCACCACCGCUGCAGCCACCGACAGAGACCACAGAAACCCAGACAGCUCCACCGUGAUCUACGUCGCAGUCGCAAGAUGACACAUCUGCGGCCCGUGCCCUGCUUUGACCAGGAGAACCCGGAGUCCUACCUGCAGGACGAGGAUGCCCUGUCCCUCCCACACCCCAAGCCCCCGCGUCGGGGCUGGAGAGGGCUCUGUCCGAGGCUGGGCCUGCACUCCAACCUGGGGCUGUGGGGCCAGGGCGGGAUCCUGGCCAGCCUGCCGCCGCCCUCUCUCUACCUGGCCCCCGAGCUCCGCCGCGUGCCCAAGUGCGUGGAGGCCAAGUCUGAGCUGAGGCUGCAGUCCUACGGGCCCCGCUGCUCCCAGUCCCGUGUCUGGGGCAAUGUGGAGGCCGAGCAGUGGGACUUGGCUCCACCACCGCCCCGCCGGCUGCCCCCCAACCCCUCCUGGGUCCCUGGGGUGCACAGCCCCUACCCCUCGCGGGGCCAGCUGCUGUAUGACUCCUGGGAGCCGCGACGGCGCGGCCUGGAGAGCUCUGAGCCCCAGCCUGCCCUGGUGGCCCGGAGCCCCUGGCCCGAGGCCCCCUAUUUCCAGGAGCUCUACUCCCCACAGUCCCAGUGGCGGAACCUCCCUGGCCAUGCUUACAGCCAGCCCACCCGCAGCCCCCACCCGUCCACAGGACACUUGAACUCUAGCACCCGGGACCCCCAUGAGGUCCAGCGCCACGCGGCCGACUGGGUUGAGACGCUGCCCGCUCGGCACCCUCUGAAGACCUCCACCUCCCUCACCAUCUGGAGCGAGACCUCCCACCCACGGGCCCCAGCUCCUGGCUCGGCCCUGCCCCCCCACUCCUCCCAGCCCCUGCCCAGGGUCCAGGCUGCUGAGCCCACCCCGCCCCCAACCACCUUCGUGCCACUCAGCCGCACCCCAGGGGGCAAAGCCAAUUACCAGGUGUACGACAGCCUGGAGCUCAAGCGCCAGGUGCAGGAGAGCUGAGCGUGGUCCCACUCGCUGCCACCACUUUCCACCUCAGCCUCGAGGCCCUCUCUGCACAGGAGCCGGGCUGGGAAACUUAACUGGCUGGACAGGUCAUAG
Molecule: messenger RNA, 1461 nt
Organism: Choloepus didactylus (southern two-toed sloth)
Lineage: Eukaryota; Metazoa; Chordata; Mammalia; Pilosa; Megalonychidae
Gene: SPEM2
Product: SPEM family member 2
Source: RefSeq, a predicted model, not a curated record